Molecule: messenger RNA, 1758 nt
Organism: Candida tropicalis MYA-3404
Lineage: Eukaryota; Fungi; Ascomycota; Pichiomycetes; Serinales; Debaryomycetaceae
Exons: 1
Coding region: 1-1758 (585 amino acids)
Cellular component (GO): nucleus
Source: RefSeq, a predicted model, not a curated record
AUGAGUACUGAUUAUUUAUGGACUGAAGAUGAAUUGAAUUUAUACGAAAUAGAAAAUCGUUUCAAUGAUACGACAAUAACAUUUAUUAUAGUAUCCAAAGAUAUUCCUACUUGUUUGACUAAAUUAUCUCAAUUUUUAGACCCCUGGAUUAAAUCAUAUCCCUGGAUUAUUCAACCACCUACAAUUACUCAACAACAAACAGUAUUUAAUAAUCUAACAAUUGAUUAUAUUCAUGGAGAACUUAAUUAUCAUGAGUAUAUUAGAGAAUCGUUAUUAUUAGUCUCAUUGUUAUUUCAAUUUACUAAAUAUCAUAAAGAUUCAUAUAUUCAUAUAUUUGAUUCCAUUGAUAUUGAACCAUUAUUAAUUCAUUGUCAUGAUUUUUUACCUAAUGAUCUUGAAGAAGUAGGAACAUCAAUUAAUAGAGUUUGGAUUCAUGAUUAUUCAAUUAUUGUAUUAAAUUUACAUGAUGAUAGAUAUAUUAAUUUAUAUCUUGCUAUUCAACAAUUAAAUAAUCAAGAUUAUACAAUUAAUUCAGCCAUGUCUGAAUAUUGGAAAAAUCAAAGUGAAUUAGAUGAAUAUUUAAAAUAUAUUCAUGAUGUGAAAAUUGAUAAUUUACCAAAAGACGUAGGUAAAUUAAUUACAAAUGAUGUUAAUUUAUUAUCCUUAUCUUUAAUAAGUUUAGAAAAUGAAUCAAAAAUAGAUAAGAUUGAAUUACAUGAAGAAGAAGAUAGAAAUAAUAAUUGUCUGGUUAGUAUACCUAUGAAUACUUUAAAUUUAGGUGUUAUUUUAGCAAUUUGUCAAAAUCGUCCUGAUUUAACUGCUAAAGAUGUAAUUGUUAAUGGAUUAUUGAAGUUUUAUAAUGAUUUGAAUGUAAAGCCUGAAAUACCACUGGAUAUUAAACAAGUAUCAAGAUACGAUUUACAAAAGGAAUUAAUCAAUAGAGGAUUGAUUGAUCAUGAAGUUGGGGAAAAUAAAGACGCGUAUGAAUUAUUUAGUCUGUCAUUUGAUAAAGAUGAUGAGGAGGAAGUGGAAGAAGAAGAGAAACUAGCUAGUCAAUUGAAUGAAAUCUUAAAUAUUUCAAAGAAUAUUCUUGAAGAGGAAGAUGAGGAGAUUGAUGAUGAGGAAGAUGAUCCGGAUUAUGAUGAAUUUGAUGGAAAUGAAAGAUUGAUGGAAUUUAGAGAGAAAUAUUUUGAAAUUACUGAUAUUUGGUUAGAUAAAGAUAAAACUAUUGAAUUUUAUGAUAAAUUUAAAUUACUGAUGUUAAAUCAAGUUGAAACUUUUCGAUUGGAUUUUAAAAAUAGUGAAUUUGAAGAUUUUCCCGAAUUUCUUGAAACUAAUGUGAUAUUAGGUAUUGAAGAAGAAGAAAAAGAAAGAAAACGACAUGAAAUUGGUGAAUAUCAAGGAGAUAUGAAUUAUGCUGAAUAUAUGAAGUUUAAAAAGAAAUUACGUAAACAAGGUGAUAUAGUUGAUGAUUCAGAUGAUGAAGAUAGUGAUUGGGAAGAUAUUGACGAUGAUCAAGAAGAAGACGAAGAAGAACAAAAAGAAGAAGAACAAAUUGAUAGUGAUGAUGAGGAUGAUGAAUUUGCUUAUCAUCAAACAACACCAUUAUCACAAUCUCCAAAGAUAACUGAAAUUGAUGACUCCGAAAUAAAUGAACCUCAAAUAGUUGAAUUAUCUGAAAAUUUGAAAAAUUUGCAAACUGAUCCUACACCAAAGACACUUGAAGAUAUUCUUAUUGAAAGAUACACCAAGUAUUAA